Molecule: messenger RNA, 1224 nt
Organism: Guillardia theta CCMP2712
Lineage: Eukaryota; Cryptophyceae; Pyrenomonadales; Geminigeraceae
Exons: 19
Coding region: 1-1224 (407 amino acids)
Source: RefSeq, a predicted model, not a curated record
AUGCAAGCUACAGAGAUGUCGAGGACUAGUUACCUCCCGCUGCUCGUUGCAAGCCAACCAAGGUUGGCCAUCUUUCCAGAAGUCCUUGUGGGAAAAGAUGGACAUUUUACCUCCAAGAAGAGCAUACAGCCUGGAGACGUCUUGAUCAGCGUUCCUUUGGACUUGGCCAUUACUGUACCCGCCAAGAGCAUCAAGGGCGAGCUUUCCUCAGACAUUCGGCUGGCGGUGCUGGAGGAAUCAGGAGAUGAAAACGAACAAAAGAGCAAACUCUGGCAAGAGUAUGCCAAUGCUGUUCUGCCGACAGCUCUCCACUCAGCGGCUCUCAAGCUGCACUUCGAUGAGCUUGUAAGGUGGGUGGAGCGUGAUUGUGCAAAGGAGAACAACCUGGACGAGGAGCGUCUCAAGUGGGCGCUCGGUAUCGUCAGGAGCCGAUCGUUCUUGCUGGACAGCAACGAGGACUUUGCCCGACCAGCCCGUAGUCUUGUGCCUGCCGCAGACCUCUUCAACCACCUGCCCGAGUCCCCCGUCACAUGGGCGAAGCUGGAGUCCGAGUUCAAAGACUCUCUCGAGAUCCUCGAGAACCCCUGGCAGGUCGUUCAAGGGGAUGACGGAGACUCUUACAUCGACAUCUGCUCAACAAGGGAAUGGAGAGCCGGGGAGGAGGUGCUGCUACCGUACGGACUGGAGACCAACAUCGAGCUUCUCUCUGCCCAUGGGCUCGUCCUACGGGACAACGAGGCCGAGUACCUCGUUCUGUACAAGGAUCUUGUUGAGCUGCUCGGAGACGUUUGCGAGCUUGAGUUGCAGGAGAGUCUCGAUACGGUGAAGCUCAAGCUUGAGAAGCUGCAGACUGCGGAUGCCUGUGAAGCUCCUCUUGCUAUCCGACCUGGCAGCGUCGAAGCUUCUGGCCACCUGCUGUCCUCUCUACAGCUCGCGUACGCCACUGUGGACGAGCUGCCGGACUUCGAGGAUUCCUUCAGCCCUGCGAUUGGCCAUUUCACCAUGUGCUCUUCCAGCUUGUCCCCCGAACGCACGAAGGAGCUGCGGGCGAAGGCGAUAAGGAAGGUGAUCAGCCUGUGCGAGGAGGAGCUGAAGAGGAUGGAGACGUCUCUGGCUGACGACGACAAGGAGAUGGAGAAGCUGAAGCCGGUGAGAGCGCAGACAAGUGAAGAGCAGAGUCAGGAGGGCGAUGAGAGGGCGCAGGGAGAGGAGGAGGAGAAGUAG